AUGAGUCGACAGUGUAGUUCCAGGUCGAUGUGUGGGGGUAGCCGGGGCUUUAGCUCCGGCUCUGCCGGUGUGGUCAGCUUCCACCGCAGGUCCACCAGCAGCUCUGUGCGCCGCAGCGGUGGAGGAGGAGGUGGUGGAGGCGGUGGUGGGCGAUUCUCAGGAGGAUUCUGUGGAAGAUAUAGUGGUGGUGGUGGUUUUUCAAGCAAGAGCGUUACUGACCUUGGUGGUGGCCGGAGCAUCUCCUCCUGUGUGGCUGGAGGAGGUGGACGGAGUGGUUUUGGUGGUGGCUUUGGUGGUUUUGGUGGUGGCAGUAGCUUUGGCGGUGGUUUCGGCAGUGGUGGUUUUGGUGGUGGUAGUUUUGGCGGUGGUAGUUUUGGCAGUGGGGGUGGUUUUGGUGGGGGUGGUUUUGGGGGUGGUGGGUUUGGAGGUGGUGGAUAUGGCGGUGGUUUUGGGCCUGUCUGCCCCCCUGGUGGCAUACAGGAAGUCACCAUCAACCAGAGCCUCCUUCAACCCCUCAAUGUGGAGGUUGACCCUGAGAUCCAAAAAGUAAAGUCUCAAGAAAGAGAGCAGAUCAAGACACUCAACAACCAGUUUGCUUCUUUCAUCGACAAGGUGAGGUUCCUAGAGCAGCAGAAUCAGGUGCUGCAAACAAAAUGGGAGCUGCUCCAGCAGGUGGAUACCUCCACCAGAACCCACAGUUUAGAGCCUUACUUCGAGUCAUACAUCAGCAAUCUCAGAAAGAAAUUGGACCAACUGAAGGGUGACCAAAAUCGGAUGGACUCAGAACUGAAGAACAUGCAAGAUAUGGUAGAGGAUUACCGGAACAAGUAUGAGGAUGAGAUCAACAAACGGACAAAUGCAGAGAAUGAAUUUGUGACCAUCAAGAAGGAUGUGGAUUCUGCUUAUAUGAACAAGGUAGAUCUUCAAGCCAAAGUGGACAACUUGCAGCAUGAAAUUGAGUUCUUAACAACACUCUACCAAGCGGAGCUGUCACAGAUGCAAACUCACAUCAGUGAAACCAAUGUGAUCCUGUCCAUGGACAACAACCGCAGCCUGGACCUGAACAGCAUUAUUGAAGAAAUCAAGGCCCAGUAUGAGGACAUUGCCCAGAGGAGCAAGGCUGAGGCUGAGCGUGUAUACCAGAGCAGAUAUGAGGAGCUGCAGAUCACUGCUGGGAAACAUGGUGACAGCGUGAAGAACUCAAAGAUGGAGAUUUCUGAGCUGAAUCGGGUAAUCCAGAGACUUAGAUCUGAAAUCGACAGUGUCAAGAAGCAGAUCUCCAACCUCCAGCAGUCCAUCAGUGAUGCUGAACAGCGUGGUGAGAGUGCCCUGAAAGAUGCCCAGAACAAACUGAAUGAGCUGGAAGAUGCCCUGACACAGGCCAAGGAGGACUUGGCUCGGCUGCUGCGUGACUACCAAGAUCUGAUGAAUACUAAGCUGGCCCUGGAUAUGGAGAUAGCUACUUACAGAACUCUCCUGGAAGGAGAGGAGAUCAGGAUGUCUGGAGAAUGUACCCCGGAUGUGAGUGUGUCGGUGAGCACCAGCCACACCAGCAUGAGUGGAAGUAGCAGCCGAAGAGGAGGUGGUUAUGGAGGCUCAGGAGGCGGCAGCUAUGGUGGCUCUGGAGGCGGUGGUAGCAGUGGGGGCUAUGGCUCCGGAGGUGGCAGCUACGGCUCUGGCGGUGGCGGCGGCGGUGGCUCUGGAAGCUAUGGAGGCUCCGGAGGCAGCGGAGGCCACAGAGGUGGCUCUGGAGGAGGUGGAGGCAGUUCUGGCGGCCGGGGCUCCGGCGGUGGGAGCUCAGGAGGUAGCUAUGGCUCCUCCUCCGGAGGCCGGGGAUCCAGCUCUGGGGGUGUCAAGAGCUCUGGUGGUUCUAGUGUGAAGUUUGUUUCCACCAGUUAUUCCCAGGCAACCAGAUAA
This is a messenger RNA of Dipodomys ordii (Ord's kangaroo rat), 1917 nucleotides long. RefSeq names its product keratin 1, type II (gene Krt1). Gene Ontology annotation, biological process: intermediate filament organization; keratinization. Gene Ontology annotation, cellular component: keratin filament. NCBI's taxonomy places the organism in Eukaryota, Metazoa, Chordata, Mammalia, Rodentia, Heteromyidae. The record is from RefSeq and is a predicted model, not a curated record. The transcript is spliced from 9 exons. Bases 1 to 1917 code for a protein of 638 amino acids. Gene Ontology annotation, molecular function: structural constituent of skin epidermis.